This is a messenger RNA of Cuscuta campestris, 929 nucleotides long. The record is from the annotation of a GenBank genome assembly. Lineage: Eukaryota; Viridiplantae; Streptophyta; Magnoliopsida; Solanales; Convolvulaceae.
AGAAAUGAUUUGUUUUUAGACUUAUUUGGGAUGGGGGUAUAUAGUGACCAAGGAAGGUGUGGUUGAGAAACUUUUCCCAUUUGAUCAUACGCAAUUUCGAAAAAGAAAUAUUUCUGGGUAAUUGUCAAACCCUAACCUGUAACCCAGAUCAAUUUCAUCGGAAUCAUGGGGAACGCAGAGAAAUUGAUGAAUCAGAUCAUGGAACUCAAGUUCACGGCGAAAACUCUUCAGCGCCAGGCUCGUAAAUGCGAGAAAGAGGAAAAAGCAGAGAAGCUUAAGAUCAAGAAAGCAAUCGAGAAGGGGAACAUGGACGGCGCUCGAAUCUACGCCGAGAACUCUAUCAGGAAGCGCAGCGAGCAGAUGAAUUAUCUCCGACUGGCUUCCCGGCUGGACGCCGUGGUGGCUCGCCUCGACACCCAGGCCAAGAUGAACACCAUCAGCAAGUCUAUGGGCAACAUCGUCAAGUCUCUGGAAUCCACUCUUAACACUGGGAAUCUCCAGAAGAUGUCCGAGACAAUGGACCAGUUCGAGAAGCAGUUUGUGAAUAUGGAGGUUCAGGCUGAGUUCAUGGAGAGCUCCAUGGCUGGGAGCACUUCCCUUUCUACCCCUGAGGACCAGGUCAACACCCUUAUGCAACAGGUGGCAGACGACUAUGGUCUUGAGGUCUCGGUUGGCCUUCCACAGCCUGCUGCUCACGCGGUGCCCACAAACACAGAGAAGGUUGACGAAGACGACCUCUCCAGGCGCCUUGCCGAGCUCAAGGCCCGUGGGUAAACAAAAUUCCCAUUUUUAAAUAAUUUGUGCUUAUAUCACUGCAAAUUGACAAUAUUUAUAUAAUAAUAUGAUUGUGUAUUGUGUGAAUUUCUACUUCUCUAUUGUGCCUGCAUAUAUUUGAGUGUAUUUAACUUAAUCUUCAGAUUGUGAAGUUG